Molecule: messenger RNA, 917 nt
Organism: Leptinotarsa decemlineata (Colorado potato beetle)
Lineage: Eukaryota; Metazoa; Arthropoda; Insecta; Coleoptera; Chrysomelidae
Molecular function (GO): odorant binding
Source: RefSeq, a predicted model, not a curated record
GGCCCGGCAUCUAAUCUCCAGUGCUUAGAAUGCGCAUCAUCAUGUGUAAACCAGUAACUUAUUGUGUUCUCUCUGCCCUGCUGGUCGCCUCCAUAGCUGCCUACAAUUUCGAUGAUCCCGAUUUCAACCAAUUUCUAGCAGAUGACUUAGAAGACGUAUAUUCAUUCUCCUACACGCCCCCUCGUCAGCGCAGAGAUGAAAAGGCAGUGGAAGAUGAUAAAUGUCAUCCAUCAAGAAGAGGAAGACCAAGAGUUUGCUGUGCCGAAGAAGCCAUGAACAGUAUUCACGAAGAGAAGAGAGACAUCAAGAGAGCAUGCUUCAAAGAUAUCACCGGUAAAGAGAAACCCCAACGACAAGAAAAGCGCCAUGGACCUCGCGAAAAUCUGUUUGAUCCAUUCAAUUGCGAGAAAGUGGAGCAGCACAGAAGAGAUAUGAUCGUGAGUCAAUUUUUAUCAAAAACCCUUUCAAAUUUGCACAUUAACAGUUUUCCAUUUAUGUCUUUUCAUUCACAGAUUGACACCGAUGGCAACGUGAAACCUGAAGAUUUCGAAAAAUACAUAAAGAAAGCUCUGGAAAAAGAAGACUACCUUCUUCCCCUUCAGGAAAAGAUUAUCUCUACUUGCCUUGAAGAAGUGAAGAAUAGCACUCAAAAGGCAGCUCCAGAAGAUUCUUGCACGGUGACGGCUAUAAAAUUGGAUCACUGCAUUUUCAAAAAUAUUCAGCUGAACUGUCCAGAAGACAAAGUCAAAGAUUCAAAAAGUUGUUCGAGAUUGCAAGAGAGACUCAAGGCUGGUAACUUUGUCAAAGGGCCUCCGCCGUCAGCACCAACAGAUUUCGAAGACGAAUAAUACGUGGCUAUGACGAUGUUUCAAUGUUAUGAUUUUUUUUUCAAUAAAGCUUGAAGUAUUGAGAGUCAA